AUGGUCAAAAAAGUAAUAGACUCUCGCAUUCACACUCUCGUCAAGAACGGGGUUCAGAACAAGCAUAGAACAUUCUUCGUUAUCGUUGGUGAUAAGGGCAGGGAUCAGAUAGUGAACUUGCAUUGGUUGCUUUCUCAAGCAAAAGUUGCAGCACGGCCUUCAGUAUUAUGGUGUUAUAAGAAGGAAUUAGGUUUUAGCAGGCAAGUCAUUCGCUCGAUCUUUCACCGCAAGAAACGUGAGGCUAAAAUUCGAAGAGAGAUCAAGCGUGGAGUUCGUGAGGCAAAUGAAGAAGAUCCGUUCGAGCUUUUCAUAACAGUCACGAAUAUACGAUAUACAUACUACAAGGAGACCGACAAGAUCCUUGGUAACACGUACGGAAUGUGCGUGCUUCAGGAUUUUGAAGCCUUGACACCAAACUUGCUAGCUCGUACUAUUGAGACAGUGGAAGGUGGUGGAAUUGUAGUUUUAUUGCUAAAGACGAUGAAAUCAUUAAAGCAGUUGUACACAUUGACAAUGGAUGUUCAUGCCCGAUACCGCACCGAGUCACACAACGAUGUCAUCGCUCGAUUCAACGAACGCUUUAUUUUGUCAGUAGGAGCUUGCGAGAACUGCUUAGUGGUUGACGAUGAAUUAAAUGUACUACCAAUAUCAGCUGGCAAGAAUGUCAAGCCUCUUCCUCCAAAACCGCCGGAGGAGAGCUUGACGGAAUCUCAACUUGAACUUCGAGAUCUCAAGGCUUCUCUUGCUGAUACACAACCUGCUGGAGCUCUGGUUGGAGCAGCUCGUACUCUCGAUCAAGCAAGAGCGAUUCUAACAUUCAUUGAGGCCAUAUCUGAGAAAACUCUUCGUACGACUGUGAGUCUUACUGCUGCGCGUGGACGUGGCAAAUCGGCAGGGCUGGGUAUUGCUAUUGCGUCCGCCGUGGCAUUUGGAUAUUCUAACAUCUUUGUGACUUCUCCAAGUCCUGAAAAUUUAAAAACUUUAUUCGAGUUUGUGUUCAAAGGGUUUGAUGCUUUAAAAUAUGAGGAGCAUUUAGAUUAUGAUAUUGUACAGUCUACAAACCCAGACUUUAAUAAAGCAAUUGUGAGAGUGAAUAUUUUUAGACAGCAUAGACAGACUAUUCAAUAUAUUCGACCACAAGAUGCGCAUAUGCUUAGUCAAGCGGAACUGGUUGUUAUCGACGAGGCUGCUGCUAUUCCUUUACCACUUGUGAAGAAUUUAUUGGGUCCAUAUCUCGUCUUUCUGGCAUCGACUAUUAAUGGGUAUGAAGGUACCGGACGAUCGCUUUCUCUCAAGUUGAUACAGAAUUUACGCGAACAAUCGCGAGGGUUCGUUGGAAAAGAAGGCGGAGCUAAGAACCUAGACGAUGUCAUAGUUGUUAAUCGUAGCGGGAAAGGAAAGAAUACUUCGUCCACGACUUUAAACGGAACCACAACGGGUGGGCGAGUACUCCGCGAAAUCAAACUGGAUGAACCCAUUCGUUAUGGCGUCAACGAUCCGAUUGAAAAAUGGCUAAAUAAACUGUUGUGUUUAGAUGCAAACGUUGUAUCAAAAAACAUAGAAGGAUGCCCACAUCCUGAUCAGUGCGAGCUAUAUUAUGUCAACCGCGACACUUUAUUCUCUUUUCACCCCGUUUCCGAGACAUUUUUGCAGCGGAUGAUAGGGUUGUACGUAGCAAGCCAUUAUAAGAACUCCCCAAACGAUUUGCAGCUGAUGUCGGACGCACCAGCGCAUCAUUUGUUUGUGUUGCUGCCGCCUAUACGUGAUGGAGAUAAUUCAUUGCCUGACCCUCUCUGCGUCGUUCAGGUUUGUUUAGAAGGUGAGAUUUCGAAGGAAGUAGUUCUUAAAAGUUUAAGUCGAGGUCAGCGCGCAAGCGGGGAUCUUAUACCGUGGAUUAUAUCCCAGCAGUACCAAGAUGAUGAUUUCGCUAGUCUAUCCGGAGCACGAAUAGUAAGAAUUGCAACUCAUCCUGAUUAUAUCAAGAUGGGGUAUGGAUCACGAUGUUUGGAGUUAUUAUGUGCAUUUUAUCAAGGUGAAUUUGCUGCUUUAAACGAGAAUGACGAAUACGUGGAUGAAAGUAUUGUUCGAGUAAACGAUGAUGAACUAGAGAAUGCAGAUCUGCGCUCGGACGAAAUUAAAAUUAGAGAUCCUCAAAAGAUGCCACCACUUCUUCUCAAGCUCUCAGAAAAACGGCCUGAUAGACUACACUACAUUGGUGUCUCGUAUGGUCUAACUCCCGCAUUGCACAAAUUCUGGAAACGUGCGGACUUUGUUCCGCUUUAUCUUCGUCAGACUCCUAACGAUCUUACAGGAGAACACACUUGCGUCAUGUUAAAGGCCUUGAAGUCAGACGAUUUGGUCACAUCUUGCGAUCCCAACUGGCUUUCAGCAUUUGCAAGAGACUUUCACAGGCGUAUCUUGAAUUUACUUUCGUAUCAAUUCAGUACCUACCCCACAGUUCUUGCACUUAGCAUAAUGGAGGCUACCAACAAAGUGAUAAGAGAUGGUGAUCGAUCGAGAGUCUUAAACAAGAACGAGCUGGACAGUCUUUAUUCGUCAUAUGACUUGAAACGUCUUGAUCGUUAUGCGAAGAAUUUAUUAGAUUAUCAUGUGAUUAUCGACUUGAUUCCGAAUAUUGCGUUCUUGUACUUUGAAGGACGUUUUGGUGAAAGCGUAAAACUAUCUGGCAUACAGAGCUCUCUACUUGCGGGAAUUGGGCUGCAAAAAAAGACGAUUGACAAAUUAGAGGAGGAACUUGCAUUGCCAGCCAGCCAGCUAUUGGCCCUGUUUACGAAAAUGAUCAGAAAGGUUUCGACAUUCUUUACUGACGCAGAAAAGGCCGCAGUAGAGGCCGAUAUUCCCCACGAACAGACAAAGGUAAAAAAAAAAGUUGCACUGCCAACGGAACCAAACUCGACGCCUAAAAUUGUAAAUUACAGUGACGAUUGGGAGCCGUAUGGACAGUCUUUGGAGGAUGACCUUGAGGAAGCUGGAAACGAGGCCAUGAGCGAAGUACGUGAAAAACAAAGAGAACUCUUAAGUUCGUUAGAUUUGUCAAAGUACGCAAUUGACGAGUCAGUUGAAGGCUGGGAAACAGCAGAAUUGCAGAUUGCAGCAGCUUCAUCAGGAAAAAAGUCUAACGCUUCGACCGUAGUUAGUGUCAAGAGUAAAGAUUCAACAAAGAAGCGAAAGACGAACGAAACAGCCGCCGACAUAGUCGCGAAGGAGGCGAAAGGUGCUAGUAAUCAGAAGAAAGCUAAAAAGAAGCAUAAGAAAGCAUGA
Paraglomus brasilianum is the source of this 3282-nucleotide messenger RNA. NCBI's taxonomy places the organism in Eukaryota, Fungi, Glomeromycota, Glomeromycetes, Paraglomerales, Paraglomeraceae. The record is from the annotation of a GenBank genome assembly.